UCAAGGUAUAAAUACAUAUGUAAUAUGGUAACAUAUUCCUCACCAAAAAUCAAGUUCUUAAAGCUUUUGAACUAGUUUACAUUUCAAUUAUCAGUAAAGAAGAAAAAGAAGGAAAGAUGACAAGCACUGUUGGCAAGGUCAUUCAUUGCAAAGCUGCUGUGGCAUGGGAGGCAGGGAAGCCACUAGUGAUUGAAGAAGUAGAGGUGGCACCUCCACAGGCUAAUGAAGUUCGUUUAAAGAUCAUCUUCACUUCUUUAUGCCACACUGAUGUUUACUUCUGGGAAGCCAAGGGGCAGAACCCGUUAUUUCCUAGAAUUUAUGGCCAUGAGGCAGGAGGGAUUGUGGAGAGUGUUGGUGAAGGUGUGAAUGAUCUCAAACCAGGUGAUCAUGUCCUCCCAGUAUUUACUGGGGAAUGCAAGAAUUGUGCUCACUGCAAAUCCGAAGAGAGCAACAUGUGCAACCUCCUGAGGAUAAAUACUGACAGGGGAGUUAUGCUUAAUGAUGGAAAAUCAAGAUUUUCCAUUAAAGGCAAGCCUAUUUACCACUUCGUUGGGACAUCCACUUUUAGCGAGUACACAGUGGUUCAUGUAGGCUGUGUUGCCAAAAUCAAUCCCUUGGCUCCUUUGGACAAAGUCUGCGUGCUAAGUUGUGGAAUCUCAACAGGUCUUGGUGCCACUUUGAAUGUGGCCAAGCCUCCAAAGGGUUCAACUGUGGCUAUCUUUGGAUUGGGAGCUGUAGGCCUUGCUGCUGCUGAAGGAGCUAGGAUUGCUGGGGCUUCAAGAAUUAUUGGUGUGGAUGUGAAUUCAAAUAGAUUUGAGGAUGCAAAGAAGUUUGGCGUAACUGAGUUUGUGAACCCAAAACAUCAUGAGAAACCGGUUCAGGAGGUGAUUGCUGAGAUGACUAAUGGAGGAGUCGAUAGAAGUGUUGAAUGUACAGGAAACGUGGAUGCAAUGAUUUCUGCAUUUGAAUGUGUACAUGACGGCUGGGGAGUUGCUGUUCUGGUUGGAGUGCCACACAAAGAAGCUGUUUUCAAGACCCACCCCAUGAAUGUUUUGAAUGAAAGGACUCUCAAAGGUACCUUCUUCGGAAACUACAAGCCUCGAACCGAUCUUCCUUCAGUUGUGGAAAAGUACAUGACCAAGGAACUUGAACUGGAAAAGUUCAUCACGCAUUCAGUCCCUUUCUCCGAGAUCAACGAGGCCUUUGAACUCAUGCUUAAAGGGGAAAGCCUUCGCUGCAUCAUCCGAAUGGAGGAAUAGAGGCCCCUGUGAACAACUGCCAUCCCCCACAUGAAAUAGCAAAAAGAUUGGAAACAGUAUUAUGAUAAUUAUACGUUUUCGUGUUAUAUAAAUCUUGUGAAUGUAAAUUUAUCACCAAUUUCAUGGAUUUCUUGCUUCUGUUGAAAUCUAUAAAUAAAUAACGAUGUAAAUGAUUAGACCA
Ricinus communis (castor bean) is the source of this 1440-nucleotide messenger RNA. Its product is annotated as alcohol dehydrogenase. Bases 117 to 1259 code for a protein of 380 amino acids. Gene Ontology annotation, biological process: formaldehyde catabolic process. The transcript is spliced from 10 exons. The record is from RefSeq and is a predicted model, not a curated record. Gene Ontology annotation, cellular component: cytosol. Gene Ontology annotation, molecular function: S-(hydroxymethyl)glutathione dehydrogenase [NAD(P)+] activity; zinc ion binding. Lineage: Eukaryota; Viridiplantae; Streptophyta; Magnoliopsida; Malpighiales; Euphorbiaceae.